Molecule: messenger RNA, 424 nt
Organism: Paramecium primaurelia
Lineage: Eukaryota; Ciliophora; Oligohymenophorea; Peniculida; Parameciidae
Source: the annotation of a GenBank genome assembly
UCUUUAUGAAUCAAUUCCUAUUAAUAGUUGCUCUAAGUUUGAUAUCAGUGAAUUGUUAUUUCGGACUUGAAGAAGUAGAAGUAACUCUUAUAUCUGAUAAAAAAAUAUCAUUCAAUGGAGUCAUCACUAUUGUACCACAUACAGAAAAUGUAGUCAUUUGGCUUUGCAAUAAAAAUAAAUUAAGUAUGUUAUUUAUGAUAUCAAGACUUAUUACAUUUAAUGAAUGGUUCUGAAAUAGUAAAGAAGCUGUAUUUUUUGAAUGAUUAUAAGGGAUUCAUAGUGAGAUGUGGAUACAAGAUGAAGAUCGACAAAAAUGAACUCGGCUUACAUUAAAUAACAUUGCUAGCUAAUGACAGUAAUUGAGAACUCUUUUUUAAUUCUUCAUUGCAGAAUCCCACAAGAUUAUAUUGUCCUACCGAACCCA